UCGAGGUUUACGUAAUCUGCAGACGCGAAAUCGUUCAAGAUGGUCUCUUCAGAUUUUAGAACAGACGUGGACCUAGCAUGCAGGGCUGCAGAAGAAUUUGUCAACCUUUACUAUGAGACCAUUGAUAAGAGGAGAAGGCAACUGAUCAAGCUUUACACGGACACUGCAACCUUGGUAUGGAACGGCAAUCCAAUCUCAGGCCAAGAUUCUCUUGUUGAGUUUUUUGAAAUGUUGCCAUCCAGUGAAUUUCAAGUGAAUAUGUUUGACUGCCAUCCUGUCCAUGAACAAGCUACACAGGGACAGAAAACAGUUCUGGUUGUUGCCCAUGGAAUAGUAAAAUUUGAAGGAAACAAGCACCAUUAUUUCAAUCAAAACUUUCUCCUGAGUCUUCAUGCGACACCAACCAACAGUGUGUGGAAGAUAGCCAGUGACUGUUUCCGCUUCCAGGACUGGGCGGGCUGAGGCAACCAAACUACCUUUCAUGCUUUCUACUCAAAUGACUUUAGCUAAAAAAUAAAUGUACAUGGAGUAUUUUUUUUUUUGUUGGAAAACGUUUCUAUUUUUUCGAUAUAUGCAGAAAACUGCAUUUUUUUCUAUUUUUUUUUUUUUAAAUCCAAUAAUUAAAGUUAUUCUGGAAAGAGUCUUGUUA
This is a messenger RNA of Xenopus tropicalis (tropical clawed frog), 649 nucleotides long. It is a transcript of the gene nxt2, whose product is annotated as nuclear transport factor 2-like export factor 2. The record is from RefSeq and is marked validated. Gene Ontology annotation, cellular component: cytoplasm; nucleus. Gene Ontology annotation, biological process: nucleocytoplasmic transport; mRNA transport. NCBI's taxonomy places the organism in Eukaryota, Metazoa, Chordata, Amphibia, Anura, Pipidae.